AUUCUCAUCUACUUACUAAUUUAUUAUUAACUCAGAAAUCAAAGGUUUCUUUUUGUUUAUUCAAUGAAGAUGAGACUUGAAAAGCUUUUCAUUUUGUUCGGAGAGUCAGGCAACAUUUUGGGCAUGAUUUUAGGGAUCUGCUAAAGAGCCCAGACACAAGAAUAACAUACAUCCUAAGCCAAACGUAAAUCCGUCCUUAGAAUCCCCAAACUCCUGUUUCCCAGGAGGGAGUUGUUCCAAUACAAGUUUCCAUAAGAGACAGGGAGAAGAUGGACAACAACAUCACCAUGGCAGAUGCGCCACAACCACAGCAAUCGGUGGCGCUGUUGGAGCUAGUAGCUGCUCUAGAACAUGCAACUCUCAUGGCAAAACAACUUCCGGCCACCGCAGACCAGACCCACCUCUUCCAAAUUUACUCCUCUCUCCAGGUAGCCCACCACCAUCUCUCCUUCCUCUCCAAUGCCCAAUUCCCUACUCUUUCACAUCAGCUUCCUCCUGCUCCAGAGAACUCCCUCUCGUCUGCCACUGGAGCAGCCAAUGACCGUGGUGGCGAGCCAAUGCAAGUAGGUGACGAGAACGACGCGGAGGCUGAGGAGAAUUCGAAGACAUCAAUCGACAGGGUCGAGGAGAGGAUGAGGGAGUGCUUCAUCAAGAACAAGAGAGCUAAGAGGCCGCUGUCACCAUCAUCGGCCACCGUUGCAGAGGAGAGGAGGGUGGGUGAAGAUGGGCAUUUGAGGGCCGUAAAGGGUUUUGAUCCUCAUGGCGAUACGCUGAGGGCUUUGGAUCUUAUCUACCAGUUUCAUGGAUAAAUAGGACCUGGCAGAAACAGGACCGAAACAGGGGAUUCUAAAAGGUGUAAGUUUUUACAAAACAUUCUAGGUCAAUUUGGCCUAAUUGCCCUGUUAAUUGUAAGGAUGUUUUCUUUUUCCUUACUCUGCAGAACUAUUAAUUGCCA
This is a messenger RNA of Rubroshorea leprosula, 955 nucleotides long. NCBI's taxonomy places the organism in Eukaryota, Viridiplantae, Streptophyta, Magnoliopsida, Malvales, Dipterocarpaceae. The record is from the annotation of a GenBank genome assembly.